This is a messenger RNA of Sporothrix brasiliensis 5110, 804 nucleotides long. RefSeq lists its product as uncharacterized. The transcript has a single exon. NCBI's taxonomy places the organism in Eukaryota, Fungi, Ascomycota, Sordariomycetes, Ophiostomatales, Ophiostomataceae. The coding region runs from base 1 to 804 and encodes 267 amino acids. The record is from RefSeq and is a predicted model, not a curated record.
AUGGCCACUCUUUACCCGCAGGUCGUUCUGUUUGGCGACUCUAUUGUCCGCGGCGCUGCCGACACCCGGGAUGGGUUCUCCUUGCACUCGGCGCUGCAAACGCAUUGCAUCCGCUGCUUCGAUGUGGUGAACCGUGGCUUGGGUGGCUACAACUCAUCGCAGGCGUUGCGUGCCCUGCCGAGCAUAUUCCAACAGGCGUCACCCUCGACGCCCAAACUCUCCUACCUUGUCGUCCUCCUUGGUGCAAACGAUGCCGCCCUGCCUCGAGACAUCGACAACCAGCAUGUGCCCCUCGAGCAAUACAAGGCCAACCUGAGGCGAAUUGUCACUCAUCCCAACAUCCAGGUCCAUACACCCAAGAUUAUUCUGGUGACUCCGCCACCGCUCAAUGGCUUCCACUUGGGCCAACUGGAGCGUCAAACCACACCAGGCGCCACAACGUCUCGACAAGCACGCAUCACGGCACAGUAUACUGAAGCUGCUCGUGGUGUGGCCCACGAUGUACCUAGUGUAGAGCUCGUUGACUUGAAUGCAGCCUUGAUGCAAAGGGCGAUCGAAAAGACGCCUGGGUGGGAUGCAUCGGCGGGAGGGCUGCUCGGCGACGAACAAGACCCGAAGAGCCAAGAAGGGUACUUGCGGGAGCUUCUGACAGACGGGCUGCACUUGACUGGCGAGAGCUACCGUAUUUUCUGGGAUCUGCUGCGGCCGCACAUUGACCUGCCGCCGAAUGCAGGAGACACAACUGAGGGCUUUGUCCUGCCUGACUGGAAGGUCGCACCGUGGAUGGAAGAGGACCUUGGUUGA